AUGGGCACUGGUGGGAGGCACUGCUGGGCACUGAUGGGAGGCACUGAUGGGCACUGUAGUACACAUACAAUAGGGGGCAGGGGCAGACUGACAACUCAUGGGACCCCCGGGCAAUAGGGGAUCAUGGGGCCCCUGUGUCCUUGCCCAAACUCAAAAAAGUCUAUGAAAAAGGUACCAGGGGAAUCUCAUGGGGCCCCCUACUGACCCCGGGCCCUCGGGCAGUGCCCGAGUUUCCAAAUGGUCAGUCCGCCCCUG
Molecule: messenger RNA, 255 nt
Organism: Staurois parvus
Lineage: Eukaryota; Metazoa; Chordata; Amphibia; Anura; Ranidae
Source: the annotation of a GenBank genome assembly